UCCGCCUGAUUCACCGCCGCCGUUGCCAUCGAGCCAGGAAGGUUAGCCAGGGCCAACGGCAUGGCUCUGCUCCGGAAACUCCUCAUCGGCAUUCUGCUCGUCUCCUUCUUGACCUUCGUCGCGCUCUUCGGACAACUGCCGUCUUUACGCAGGACGCCGAUCGGCUGGCUUCAACGCGUCCUCUGCAUCCACACGCCCAACGCGCUCCGACGACUCGACCGGGCAGCGACGGGCGGGCGAGUGACGCGCAAGAGCAAGAAACUGGGCACUUAUUUGUUCUACGAGCAGAAUCCCGUCGUCCUGAUCAUUUUCCUGUUCAUACUGACGGGCGCCAUCUUCCUCUUUCUGUGGAACACUGUCCACCGGCUUCCCAGGGAGCAACUGCUUCCUGUGCCGUUGCUGGUCGUUCUUCCUUAUCUCUUCACCUACCUUACCGUAAAAUGCACCAGCCACUACGUCACGCCUGAAAACCAUGCAAAACGCAUGUCCGAUUAUCCCUACGAUCAUAUUCUGUUCCAGCCCGGCGUAACUUGCAAAACAUGCAACCUCGUCAAGCCUGCGCGAUCGAAGCAUUGCAGCUUUUGCGGCCACUGUGUAGCGAAGUGCGAUCAUCACUGCCCCUGGGUCAAUAACUGUCUAGGACGGGGCAACUAUCACUACUUUCUUGCUCUGCUUCUUUCAAUCGGCCUCGUCCAAAUCUAUGGCAGCUAUCUCAGCUGGUACCUCCUACGACUUUAUUUGACGGUCGACCGAGCCACGCCACUUUUUAGCUGGGCCCGACUAGAGAGCAUCGGAAAUGCGAUUAUCGCCGCUCUUAAUCGUGGCGGUAUAUCGAUUGCUGGCGUCGGCUUACUGGCUGUCUCAACAGCCUGCUUGCCCCUUGGGCUACUGGCUUACCACUUGUAUCUGAUCUGGGCCGGUAUGACGACCAACGAGUCGCAGAAGUGGUCAGAUCUCAAAGAAGACAUGGCAGAUGGCUAUGUGUUCAGAGCUCGGAGGCAGGACCUGAGAGCUCACAACAGUGCAAGAGCACAGGAACGCCCUGACCUCAACGAUUCUCUUAACCCUGCCUUGAACGCUUACAACGACGAGGUGGAUGAUCUGGAGCCGCACGUGGCAAAAGCCGACGAUGUUAUCGUCAGAACGAAUAACGGCAGACCUCCUCAGGGUCAAGAGAGAUUAUGGGCUCGCGUCUGGAGUCUGGACGACAUCGAAAACAUUUACGAUCUGGGUGGGACGCAAAACUUUGCAGAGGUUCUUCGUGGACGCUGACCGCUGACGCGGGUCCACGCUGUUUGAGCAUAUCGCUAAAUAUUUGCUCAAUGCACGCGAAUGAGCAGUUUUGUCACCCGCUUCCUCCUUCUGGAUCUGCCAACAGGCCAUCCAACCCUGCUGCUCCCAUGACGGCUGUCGCAACAUGUAAUGGUGCAAACGCGCCAACACUACAUUCCAGGCCUCUCGCCUUCGUUAAUAAGGACAGUCCGCGGAACAUUCGCAACACCUCUCGCAAGGUCAAUUCAGCCUGCUUAAUGCUUCCUUCGUCGACAGUUCCUUGCGGCUUGACUUGUAUUGUCCAGUGUAUGUUCACACCAAGCGAAGGCAGUUUGUCGAUCAUCUCGAUCUGAUCAGUAUCGUGUAAGGC
Molecule: messenger RNA, 1642 nt
Organism: Cercospora beticola
Lineage: Eukaryota; Fungi; Ascomycota; Dothideomycetes; Mycosphaerellales; Mycosphaerellaceae
Gene: SWF1
Product: palmitoyltransferase SWF1
Biological process (GO): protein targeting to membrane; peptidyl-L-cysteine S-palmitoylation
Cellular component (GO): Golgi apparatus; endoplasmic reticulum
Molecular function (GO): protein-cysteine S-palmitoyltransferase activity
Source: RefSeq, a predicted model, not a curated record